Solanum stenotomum is the source of this 1874-nucleotide messenger RNA. Its product is annotated as cellulose synthase A catalytic subunit 2 [UDP-forming]-like. The annotation marks the transcript as partial. Gene Ontology annotation, molecular function: cellulose synthase (UDP-forming) activity. The transcript has 8 exons. NCBI's taxonomy places the organism in Eukaryota, Viridiplantae, Streptophyta, Magnoliopsida, Solanales, Solanaceae. Gene Ontology annotation, cellular component: trans-Golgi network; plasma membrane. Gene Ontology annotation, biological process: cellulose biosynthetic process; plant-type primary cell wall biogenesis. The record is from RefSeq and is a predicted model, not a curated record.
AUCAUUUUCAUUCAUUAUUAUUUAUUUCUCUAAUUGAGGGAAGAGGGGGUUGUUGUUACUUGUAAUGGGUGUUUAAAAGCAGUGUCCUAAAGAGAGGAGGAGAAGGAGAGUUAAAUGGUAGUGCUUUUCUUUAAUGUGUUAUGGUUUGAGGGGAUUUCACUUUGAGUGGUCUCUAAUGUGCUGAAAGUGAAGAGGGUUUGUUUUACUUCUCCAUUCUUGAUUGGUUUGAGUUGGGUUGACUCAAAAUGGAUACUAAAGGGAGGCUUAUUGCUGGUUCACAUAAUAGAAAUGAAUUUGUUCUCAUCAAUGCUGAUGAAGUUGGAAGAGUAACUUCUGUGAAAGAAUUAAGUGGACAGAUUUGCCAGAUUUGUGGAGAUGAGAUUGAAGUUACAGUAGAUGGGGAGACAUUUGUUGCUUGCAAUGAGUGUGCAUUUCCUGUUUGUAGACCUUGUUAUGAGUACGAAAGGAGAGAAGGGAAUCAAGCUUGCCCUCAAUGUAAAACUAGGUACAAGCGUAUUAAAGGGAGCCAAAGAGUUGAUGGAGAUGAUGAAGAAGAUGAAUUUGAUGAUUUAGAUCAUGAAUUUGAUUAUGAUGGUACACCUAGACAUCUUUCUGAGGCUGCACUUGCUGCUCGCCUUGGCCGCGGUACCAAUUAUAAUGCUUCUGGGCUUAAUACACCAGCAGAAGUAGAUCCUGCUGCCCUUAACUCAGAGAUCCCUCUUCUUACUUAUGGUCAAGAGGAUGAUACAAUUUCAGCUGAUAAACAUGCCCUUAUCAUACCACCUUUUAUGGGUCGUGGGAAGAAAAUUCAUCAUGUGCCUUAUACUGAUUCAUCCAUGUCUUUGCCGCCUCGCCCCAUGGAUCCUAAGAAAGAUUUGGCAGUUUAUGGAUAUGGUACUGUUGCAUGGAAGGAAAGAAUGGAGGACUGGAAGAAAAAGCAGAAUGAUAAACUACAGGUGGUUAAGCAUGGAGGCAAAGGUGGUGAUAACGAUGGAGAUGAGCUGGAUGAUCCUGAUCUCCCCAAGAUGGAUGAAGGAAGACAACCACUUUCGAGAAAGAUGCCUAUUGCCUCUAGCAGGCUAAGCCCAUACAGAUUAUCCAUUUUAGUUCGUCUUGCUGUUGUUGGGCUCUUUUUCCACUAUCGAAUAACGCACCCUGUCAAUGAUGCAUAUGUAUUAUGGCUGCUAUCUAUUAUAUGUGAAAUAUGGUUUGCUGUGUCAUGGAUAUUUGAUCAGUUCCCUAAAUGGUGUCCAAUUCGUCGAGAGACAUACUUGGAUAGGCUAUCUCUGAGGUAUGAGAAAGAAGGGAAGCCUUCUGGGUUAGCCCCUGUAGAUAUAUUUGUUAGUACGGUGGAUCCCCUAAAAGAACCUCCACUUAUUACUGCAAAUACUGUUCUCUCCAUUCUCGCUUGUGACUAUCCAGUGGACAAGGUUUCGUGCUAUGUCUCUGAUGAUGGUGCUGCCAUGCUUACUUUUGAGGCUCUCUCUGAAACAUCUGAGUUCGCAAGGAAAUGGGUCCCAUUCUGCAAAAAGUUCAACAUAGAGCCUCGAGCGCCGGAGUGGUAUUUUUCUCUGAAGGUUGAUUAUCUGAAAAAUAAAGUACACCCAUCAUUUGUGAGGGAACGUCGUGCUAUGAAGAGAGAUUAUGAAGAAUUCAAGGUUCGGAUAAAUGGGCUGGUUGCCACAGCACAAAAGGUUCCUGAAGAUGGCUGGACCAUGCAAGAUGGAACGCCUUGGCCAGGAAAUCUUGUCAGGGAUCAUCCUGGAAUGAUUCAGGUCUUCCUGGGUAAUGAUGGUGUCCGUGAUAGUGAAGGGAAUGUAUUGCCUCGCCUUAUCUAUGUUUCUCGUGAAAAACGUCCUGGAUUUGACCACCAC